This is a messenger RNA of Sebastes umbrosus (honeycomb rockfish), 2690 nucleotides long. RefSeq names its product retention in endoplasmic reticulum sorting receptor 1 (gene rer1). The transcript has 7 exons. Lineage: Eukaryota; Metazoa; Chordata; Actinopteri; Perciformes; Sebastidae. The coding region runs from base 153 to 740 and encodes 195 amino acids. Gene Ontology annotation, cellular component: Golgi membrane. The record is from RefSeq and is a predicted model, not a curated record. Gene Ontology annotation, biological process: protein retention in ER lumen; retrograde vesicle-mediated transport, Golgi to endoplasmic reticulum.
GCUCUACUAUGGGUUCUGUUAAUACACAUCCAUGCUCGGGGCUCUACUAUCCAGCCUCCCGGAAGUAGUGACGUGUUAACAGCAGCUUGCACGAGCAGUGGCUAGUGUAGCUAGCUAGGUCGAGCCGGUAGUGACACAGCGGCCGCAUCAGAAUGUCAGAAGGGGACAGUGUUGGGGAGUCAAUCCAUGGGAAACCAUCUGUAGUCGCUGCCUUUUUCACACGGAUUGGACAGGUCUAUCAGACAUGGCUAGACAAGUCAACGCCGUUUUAUGCAGUGCGAUGGGCAUCCACUCUACUACUUACUGCUGUCUACAUGAUCAGAGUGUACAUACUACAGGGUUGGUAUAUAGUAACAUAUGCUUUGGGAAUCUACCAUCUCAACCUGUUCAUUGCUUUUCUAUCGCCAAAAGUGGAUCCUUCACUGCUUGACGAAGAUGAGGGCCCAUCCCUUCCUACCAAGCAGAACGAGGAGUUCCGCCCUUUCAUCAGGAGGUUGCCUGAAUUCAAAUUCUGGCAUUCGGCGACAAAAGGCAUCGUCAUCGCCAUGAUUUGCACAUUUUUUGAAGCCUUCAAUGUGCCAGUGUUCUGGCCUAUACUUGUAAUGUACUUCAUCAUGCUCUUCUGCAUCACCAUGAAGAGGCAGAUCAAGCAUAUGGUCAAGUACAGAUACCUACCCUUCACACACGGGAAGAGGACAUACAAAGGCAAGGACGAAACAGGGAAACCUUUUGCUAGUUAGAAUCUCCCACCUUCCCUUCCCCUCCUCCUCCAUUUAAAAUGUAUCAGUCACAGCUAGCGGGGAGCGACAAGGGGCAGAGAUUUAUUUUCCAUUUUGUAAGCAGGACAGUAACAUGAAAAGUACGAGUUUUGAUCCAUGGUUCAGUGUUGGCUGAAGGAUAUGAGCAGCAUGGAUCAAAAUUAGACUGAAAAUAUUGCCUUUGUCUAUUAUUAAGGGAUAGGUUUUUUUUUUUUUGUUCUUGAGGACCCUGAUCCUCAUUUUAGGAUUGGUCUGCAUUUGUUCAGUAGUAGGUGAGACUCAGUGCUGCCUUUUGCCUUUUUAACCCCAUUGGGUAAGUAUAAAGUCACCAAGGAGGAACCACACUGAAAAAAAAGUUGCAGUGAAAUUUGUAAUUUUUGUUUUUGUUUUGUUUUGUUUAUGAUUUUUUUUCAAUGAUGGUGAUUCCAGUACAUCUCCUUUCUCCCAAGUGAAAUAAAUCUGCCAACUUUUUCUGAUUAAUAUAUUGGUACCUACUUAUUUGUAACAAGUUAUAUAUUGAAGUACUGAAGUCAGUAGUGUUAGAAAAAAAUGACAUGAUUUUAGAUGUUUAAGAGGAAAUCUGAAGGAAACACAACGGUCUUUAAGUUAAUCUUUUGUGAUAAAAAGUGUGCGGCUGCUCUGGCGGUCCUCUGGACUACACGCAGACACUUUGGAAAAAAAUUAGUCACAUUUCACUUGAAUAUGCAUUCAUGACAGGCAGGACAACACUUCAUCUCUUCAAAUGAUUAGACAUAUAAUUUGAUUGUUUAUCCUGAAUUGGCAACUAACGCAAUUCCGUGUAUUACCUGACUCUCACUAGCAUAGCCUGUGCAGCAAGCAUCAAUAUGGAUGAUUAACAGGGACUUGACUUGAAUCUUCAGCCACCCACCACAUCAUUGAAUGCAUAAUUCAAAGCCGAGUGUCACUAAUCCCAACCCAUUUAGUCUCCUGUAGCCUGUAGUCUACCUUAAAUCAGUUCUUUCUACUUUAGCGCCUUCGUAGAGUUUAACAGAUGGGAUACUGUGUUGUUGAGCGCCCCCCAAUAAACCAAAUAAUUUUGCAUUAUUUUAGGGGGCAUUUAGCUUGAAAAUGGCAAGUCAAUGAAUUUAUUUUAGAUUUUUAGACCAUUGUGUGCAUAAUUAUUCAAAACAUACUUUGACUUCAAAGUGCACAACCAGUAUUCAAAUCCAAUUCAUAACGAGGUCUAAUGUGAACAAUUACACGUUUAUCCCGACGACCUUUUCUCUUUGAAACAUUUACCCGUCUGGGUUUCAAAGCCUGGGGUCCAUUCAAUUUGUGUAGACUAGCUGUUGUAGUACUUUAUAAUCAUGUGUUUACUUUGAAAAACGUUAUGGUAAAUAGUCAUUCCAAGCAAACUUUUGUUCUCUUUCUUUUGCAGAGGAAACAUAAGAAAACAGAGAUUGAGAGCUUUUAUUAUAACAAAUGGAUGAAGUGGUUGCCGAUCACACUUUUUUCUUUUCUAUAAAACCUGUUGAUUUGUUUUUUCUCCAUUUUUAUCAGACUGCUGGGGGAUUAUCUGUCAUUACUAAACUUUGAUCAGCACUGUAGUAAGGGAUCAAAACAUUUUCCUGUAAAAAGUUUGUGUUUCAAAAGGGUUGUCUGGAGGAUUUGUAUAUAUAUAUAUUUUAAAAAUAUGAAAUUUUUUUGAGAUUAUUUUUAUUUUUUGUUUCUUCUUCUUCCUACCACCAUACUUGUUUCCACGUGUUUAAAAUUCAUUUCAGUUGAAAUUGAUAAUGAAAGCAGGACUGGUUAAUUGGGUUCUAGAUUUGAUGAAUUAAAUAUGUUUCUCAUGGAUUGCAUGUUAUUGUUUUCUUGUGCUACAGUUACAAACAAAAACAUGAUUUUAAUAACUUAAAUGUAAUUUUUUCACUCCAAAAUGCUAUUAAAGAGGCUGUGUCCCUUCAAACAGUU